UAAAGUUUCCCACAAUGCAAUGUUUUUGAAAAUAGGCGCGUCAAGAUGGCGGACACGUCGCUUGAACACUCGGCAGAGGCUUUGAUGAGUCUACGAAGUGCAGGCAAGGGUAAGCCCACCUCUUCACCUCAAACUCAGGAGGACAGUCCACGCAGGCCACCACGCAUUAGAAAGAGAAACAGGCUUAUCUUUGAGGACUAUGAAGACACAUCAUCCAUUUCUUUGCGUUCAUCUCCCAGUAAGAGGACGAAGGUCACACCUAUUAAAGUUGUGACACCAAAAGUGAGACAAAAACCUGGUAAUGUUUUAAGCACACCUGAUAAGAGAGCUGCUCAGAAUCUUGGUACUCGUUUAAAGAAUCUCCUCAAGCUACCAAAAGCAUACAAAUGGUGUAUAUAUGAAUGGUUCUACUCCAAUUUAGACAAAGCUUUGUUUGAAGGUGAAAAUGACUUCUGUGUGUGUUUGAGGGAGUCGUUUCCUCAGCUGAAGACUAGGCGCUUGACACGGAUAGAAUGGAUCACAAUCCGUAGGCUGAUGGGAAAGCCCAGGAGAUGCUCAUCUGCAUUUUUUGCUGAGGAGAGGGCAGCGUUGCAAACGAAGCGCCAGAAAUUAAGAUUAUUACAACAGAGGAAAAGCCAUGAGCUGGAUCCAAGUGAGCUUAAAGACUUACCAGAUGAGGUUCCUUCUCAACUAGUCAUUGGCACCAAAGUAACAGCUCGGCUCCGUUCGCCUGUAGAUGGUUUAUUCACUGGUCAAAUUGAUGCAGUGGAUCCUACAAAUGCAACAUAUAGAAUAACAUUUGACAGGCCUAGCCUUGGGAUUCACACUAUCCCAGAUACUGAAGUACUAAGUAAUGAAGAACAGGAAACGAUUCCUCUGUCCUCCUUCAUGAAGAACUACAACAGGCCAAGAGCUAGCUUCUUCUCACCAGCUAGGUUGACGCCUGGGCUUUUAGAAUCGCCAGGACUUGAACAUGAUCCUGUUAUGAGCUUGUCCCCAAUGCGAGGCAAGCUUCAGGGCCUAAAAGAAAAGAAACUGGGUGGUUUUCCUAUAAAAUUUUUACUCUUUGUGACAAAACUUUCAAAAAUAUUGGUUCAUAAGAAGGAUUUGAUUCAGAAGUUGCGAGACAUGAAUGCAGAAGCAGAAAGACAGAAGUCAAUGGAAAUCGCGCUGGCGAUGGAAUUUAAAAAGAUGUAUGCAAGCAAUGUAUUAGAAUUGGAACGACUCAACAAAGACUUGAAUUCUUAUCUCAUUGGUGUUCAGCAGUAUUGCCAAGAGAUCGCUCCUGGUCAGGGACUUGAACCUAUGGAUCAACCAGUUGAACAGAAGCUGCGAUGCGACCAAGAAGCAAGUCAAAUAGUUCAUGAUGCAAAUUUAGCCUUAGGAGAACGUUCUGUAAAGAAUGCCCAUUUGAAUGAUCUUAUCGCGAGUUUGACAUCUUUAAUGCUCCAAGUUAAGAAUUUAGCGUCAGGGGAUUUGAAUUCAUAUGGAUUUCAGUCAUUGAACGAGUCAUUGCAAGAGAUUAAGGGGAAGAUAGAUCCUUCAAAUUUUACGUGCUUCCAGAAUAAUGUAGAGGUCCACGUGGCACAUAUUCAGAGUGGAAUGACCCAAAUGGGUAACCUACAUGCCUUCUCAGAAACCAGUGCACUACCAUUCUGAACAGAGUGAGAAUAGAUCGAUUGAAUUUUUUAACCAAAGAUUGUCAGUUGCUAUGGUAAUGCAGUUAUCAUCUUAUUGAGUCCAUACUUGGCCACAUUCUGCUCUCAAAUCUGGGUGGUGUUAUUGGGAUUGGAAAGAUCAGCUGUAGCACUGGCAUAAAAAAAAAAAUCAGCUGUGCAAUGUGGCAGAUGUGAAAGAAAGAGAAGAUUUUGCAAAGGAAAAUGUGAAUUUUCAAUUGUUCAAUUCAAUCGUUUUGAUGUGACCAGGCACUAUGGCAGACAUUAAAGAGAGAAGGGCUUUGCAUAAAAUGUAAUUGUUCUGAUGUUGCAGACUUCAAACAGAGGGGAACUUUGCAAUAAAAUUUCUUGUAAAUGUGACAUUUUCUCUUGUUCUGAUAUGACCAGACAGUAUGGCAGACAUCAAUGAGAGAAGGACUUUGUUGAGAAACUACAGUACUUGGUAAAUGUGGUUUUUUGUCAAUUGUUAAUGUGACCAGGCAAUAUAGCAGGCAUCAAAGGUAGAAGAACUUGGUAAAUGUGAUGUUUUGUCAAUUGCUCUGAUGUGACUAGACAAUGUGGCAGAUGUCAAAAAGAGAAAAGGACCCGGCAAAGGAAUUGGUAAAUGUGAUAUUCUGUCAGUUUGAUGUGAGCAGGCAAUGUGGCAGAUGUCAAAGAGAGAAGGACUGUGUGAUGUUUUGUCAGUAUUUCUGAUAUGACCAGGAAAUAUGCAAAUAUCGAAGAGAAAAGGAAAUGUAAUGUUUUGUCAUUAUUCCGAUGUGUUUCCAGUAUGACAGAUAUCAAAGUAAGGAGGACUUUGCAAAAAAAUUACUUGGUAAUAUGAUGGUUUUCAAGUGUUCAGAUGUGACCAGACAAUAUGGACAUUAAUUGUUGAUCAUGCUGUGACCAGGCAAUGUGGCAGACAACAAUUACUUUGGUAAACGCGAGGUUUUGCCAAUUAAUUUUGAUGUGCCAAGAGAAUAACUGUGCAUCAGAAUUGGAUGGUAAAUAAUGCUAUGACAAUUGCAAUAAUGUGGCCAGGCAUCUAAGAGAGUUAGAUUGAUGCUCUAAUAAUGAGGCAUAUUAAUUUGAGCCAUAAAGCAAGUCUUUAAUUUGUAAUGAUCGUUGGGAUUCCAAUUGGAUACAAGAGAUACACAGUAUAGCAUAUUUGAAUAUUAACUUUAUACAUGUUGGUAUGACAACCUGGGUUUCAUUUUCAUUAAUAAUGCCCUUUUUACACUGCGAUGGUGAGAAUAAACAUGUUAAUUCCUGAGUGAUACCAGGUGCAUUUCCAUUUAUAUUGAAUGGGAAAGUCUGGGUUGAUCUUGAGUUCACCCCUUUUUACACUGGCAGCAAAUGCGGGUUCAAAUACCGCCUCCAAUUGUUUUGAUAGUUAUCAUCAUGUCGCUCGAGUCGUGAUGGAGCUGCAAUUAUUGUCAAUAUUAAAGCAAUAUAUCGGCAGAUUUUUUUAUUUUGCGAAUUAAAUCAGCAAUUAUUUGUUAUGGAAACGCAGGAGGUUUAAUUUAAAAAGUAUCUUGAUCUAGCCCGUUACCAGCAAAUGUAACGGGCUUAAAAUCAUACAGUUUUUAAAAUGCCAAUUAAGAAAAUCUUAUAUAAAGUUGAGCAAUGUACAUUUUUGGCAUUUGAUUGGUUGGUUUUCAAUGAAAAAAAAUCACAGUGCAUGGCUGAAUUUUUGUUUGUGUGUGACAUUUUGCCAAUUUUUCCAUUGAAUUUUAUUUUUAAAAUGAGUUAAGAGAAUAUCGGUCUAGGCUAGGUUGGCCGCAUACCACCUCUUUGUUUUGAUCCUGCGAGUGCAGAUGAACAAAUGGCAAAUAAUGUUAGUCACAUGGAUAGAAUGUGUUCAUUUCCUGGAAAAUGGCAUCAUUGCAGUGAAAUGAUAUUCAAUCUUCACCUGCACUCAUAAAUAUUCAUUAUUUGUUUAUCAUUUAACAUAUUGUCUGUCACAGAGACUGGUGCAAUUCUGUUAUAUAAUGUAUGCCAAACCAGGGAGGACUAAUUUUGUCUUGCACUUUGUAUUAAAUUACUAUUCAGAAUAUCUGACAUUGCCUAAAGCCUGUUUUCAUAAACUCGAUACACAAUCGCUACAGUGUUUUCAGUAUAAUGGUUGUACUUUUUAGCAGUUCCGCAAUCUGGAAGGCUCCCUGAUUCAACCAUCCAAUCAGCAUCACCGAAAGCUUUCGGUGAUAGCGUGUAACGAUUGUAUGGAAAGCAAGCUUAACACUGACACAAUCCAAAAUUUUCAAAAUCUAGUAUCAGACUUUGGCAAAAUUUAUGUUUCUGAUGGAGCCCAAAAUAUUUUAAUUUAUUUUGUUGGAAAAUAAAAAUGUUUAUAAAGCUUUUAAAAAAUUUGAUACCUUACAGAUACCAUACAUUUUGUGCGCUCUGGUUACCAUCUAAUAUAGCAGCUGAAUGAUAAGCAGCAAGAGGUCCGACUGCCUUGAUUUUGUGUUGUAGCAUUGAGUUUGGGGGGGAGGGAGAGGGUAGGAAAAGGGAGAGGAGGCAUUUUUCUUUUCAAAAUUAUAAAUAAAGUGGG
Anneissia japonica is the source of this 4209-nucleotide messenger RNA. Its product is annotated as protein lin-9 homolog. Gene Ontology annotation, cellular component: transcription repressor complex; nucleoplasm. Gene Ontology annotation, biological process: regulation of cell cycle; DNA-templated transcription; regulation of transcription by RNA polymerase II. The record is from RefSeq and is a predicted model, not a curated record. Gene Ontology annotation, molecular function: DNA binding. The transcript has 15 exons. Bases 46 to 1659 code for a protein of 537 amino acids. Lineage: Eukaryota; Metazoa; Echinodermata; Crinoidea; Comatulida; Comatulidae.